GUCUUCACGAAAUUCUCAUCAAUUUUAUAAAUUUGAAAUUUGACUCGUGUGCCCUUAGCUACGCAAUCAUCACUUGGCUAUUCUGACGUAUUAUAUCGCUUAGCCCACCCGUAUUCUUUUCCUCUUCUUAUAUAUGGAUCAUCUUUUAUUUUGGACAAUUCUCUUCUCCUUCUCGAGACUUAUCUAAUCCAUAACCUUAGGGUCAACUUGCUUCCCGAAACAUUAAAUCUUCUUCAGGUUAUUAUAUACGCAGGAGCAUUUCGGUAGCAUAGAUGGGGGCAUUUGAAGAUGUUGAGUUUCAAACCAUCGAUGGGCUUACUUUGAGAGGCCGGGUCUAUCAUGCGGAUCAAAGGGGUCCGGCCAUUAUUAUGUGCCCUGGAUUUAAUUGUGUCCUGGAGAUGGCGGGUCUCCCCGCUGUUGCAGAAGGGUUCCAGACAGCCGGGAUAACCGUAUUGCUAUAUGAUCCACGCAGUGUAGGAGCAAGCGAUGGACAGCCGCGCAAUGAUAUCGACCCAUUCAAGCAAGUUCAGGAUUAUUCUGACGCUCUGACAUUUUUGAAGAACUUGUCCACCGUAGAACCUCGCCAAAUCGGCUUCUGGGGGACUUCACUCUCAGCAAGCAUAGCACUAAGCGCAGCUGCGUUCGAUAAGCGCGCAAAACUAGUUAUUGCAGCGUCUCCAGUGGCCGAGUAUCAUUACAACAACGACAAGAUGCAACAGGUCUUGAGGACUUGUCUGAAGGAUCGAGAGUCUCAGAUUAAAGGAAACCCCCCCUUCUACAUCCCGAUGAUUGAUGAAUUUGGACAGAAUCCCGCUGGCCUUGACUUUGGAUACAACCCCGAGAAAGCAGCCGCAUGGUCAAGAAGUGGGAUGGGGCUGGCUUCUAACCAUGUUAACCGAACGACAAUUCAAUCAUAUCAUAAACUUGCUAUGUGGGUUCCGGGGGCUAUGUGGAAACAUAUAGACCAAACACCAGUUCUAUUCUUGAUUCCGGAAACAGACAGGAUCUGCCCACCUGAGGAACAACUGCGGCAUUUUAACAAUCUCAAGGGGCCAAAGAAGUCCUACGUACGGAAAGGAAAGGGGCACAUGAACCUGCUCGAAGGCGAACAUGUUGACGAGCUCAUUAAACUACAGGUAGACUUUAUACGUGAUGCUAUCGAAGGAAGAGCUUUUUAAACUCGCUCUAUUACAAUAGGCCUUAGGUAUAAUAGCUAGUCGUAUCAGUUCUUGAAUUUCCAUCUCAUUGGCCGCCAUUGAAAA
This is a messenger RNA of Daldinia vernicosa, 1262 nucleotides long. RefSeq names its product DltD N-terminal domain protein. Bases 273 to 1178 code for a protein of 301 amino acids. The transcript has 2 exons. NCBI's taxonomy places the organism in Eukaryota, Fungi, Ascomycota, Sordariomycetes, Xylariales, Hypoxylaceae. The record is from RefSeq and is a predicted model, not a curated record.